Histoplasma mississippiense is the source of this 2193-nucleotide messenger RNA. RefSeq lists its product as hypothetical. The transcript has 7 exons. Gene Ontology annotation, cellular component: anaphase-promoting complex. Gene Ontology annotation, molecular function: protein binding. Bases 1 to 2193 code for a protein of 730 amino acids. The record is from RefSeq and is a predicted model, not a curated record. Lineage: Eukaryota; Fungi; Ascomycota; Eurotiomycetes; Onygenales; Ajellomycetaceae.
AUGGAACCCCCUCAACCUGCGAACGUGGAAUCCACUGAGAAACCUACUAAAUCCAAUGUUCAUACAAAAAUGUCAAGAAAACGAAAACGGCCUAUUGAAGAGGUUAUUGCAGAACUUCCACCUCUAGAAUCAGUGAAAUUCCAUCCAAUACUGCCUGCCUCACGAGAUCCAAUUCUUAAUAUUCCAGCGAAUAUCAAUAUUAGCAGUCCUUAUGCCUUAUUUACUCUAUUCUUCUCUGAGGAAAGCCUUCAAAAUAUCAGUGAUUCUACUAAUCUCUAUGCAAAACUAAAGAAAGAUGCUAGAGAUACUGAUGAUGAAGCUCCAGAGCUUUCAGAAAUAGAGGAGAAUGAGGAAGCUCAAGAUAUAGAGAUUUCUGAAAUUUCUAUAUUCUCAAAGCCUUCUAUCCAACAAUAUUCAUGGAAAAAUACCAAUCCAGUGGAGAUAAAGGUCUUUAUAGGCAUUCUUCUCUAUAUGGAGGAUGAUUGGUGGUAUAAGGUAGAGCCGUUGGCUACUGAGUUCCAUAUGGCAUGCCGAAAAUACUACACCCCUGGCUCCAAGAUUUCUAUUGAUGAGAUCAUGGGUAUAAUGCCUAUGUUUCAAUUCCCUACAUUAACAAAAACCGGAUCUAUGGUGGUGAAUCUGGUGAACCGGCUUCCUACGGUAUCCACGCUGAAUACGCCGAAUGCCACGCCGAAUGCCACCCCUAAUACCGACCCUAAUAUCACCCCUAAUAUCACCCCUAAUAUCACCCCUAAUAUCACCCCUAAUAUCAACCCGAAUACCACGCCGAAUAUCAACCCCCCGAAUGCCACGCCGAAUGCCACCCCUAAUCAAAUCUCUAUCGCACAGCCGGUCACAUCCUAUUCAAUUUAUAUGGAUAACUACUUUACAUCAGUUCCUCUAUUCAAAGAACUAUGUCAACAGGGGAAAGUCUUUGAAGGUCAACCACAAAAGAAGCUGAAAAUCCCAUUGAUUAUAGAUGAUUAUAAUCAUAAUAUGAAUGGGGUAGACCUAGCAAAUCAAUACUGGGCAGCAUAUACUAGCCAUAGAGUCACCUAUCGAACCUGGCUUCCUAUUCUCUACUGGCUUAUCGAUUCCGCGGCUGUCAAUGCAUACCGGCUUCAAUAUAUAUAUAUGAAGCAGCAAGGGAUUCCGGCAAAGGAUCUUCCUUCUCAUAUAAGCUUUCAUGAGAAGCUUUAUCAACAGCUCUUUGAAUUUGCACCUAAGAUUCAUGAUAAUCUUCCUAUCGAACGAUCAAAUCCUGAUCUAAAUCAUCAACGAAUUCCUCUUUCAAAACAGCGUGUUUGUGCCUGGUGUCAGUAUAAACGAAAGAUUGGCCAGCAGGAAGCAAUGGCAGCCAAUUUCAAUUCCGAUAGCCUGAAGGAGCUCCGGUACCGCUUCGAAGAUGCCGCAAUUAAAUGCUCCGAGAGAUGUCUAUACCAAUCUGCAAAAUGGGCUGCGGAAAUGCUAGACUCUCUAGUUUCGUUCGAUGAUAUCGACGAUGGCGCAGAUACAGAUCCAGACUCUCCAAUGGAGAUAACUUCUCUCUCACCGCCUAACCCAUUUCUACAAACACAAGACCCCGAAGAAGCUGCUUUGGAAGCUCGCGAAAGUAACAAAUAUAUCCUUGCCAAAUCGUACUUUGACACACGGGAGUAUGACCGAUGCUCCGCUGUUUUUUUGCCUCCUUCUACUUCCGCCAUCCCACUCGCCCCCAUCUCUUCAAACAAAAAGUCCAAUGCCCCAGUUACCCCCAAAAAAACGAAAGGAAAAUCUACUUCCUUUGGAGGGUCGACAAGCAAUGCUACAUCUCAGAGCCCCUUGCCGCGAUUGAGCCAAAAGUCCCUAUUUUUAGCUCUUUAUGCUAAAUAUCUAGCGGGAGAGAAACGGAAAGCUGAGGAAACAGAAAUGGUCUUGGGCCCAGCAGAUGGAGGCAUGACCGUAAACAGAGAACUUUCCGGCCUGGCACAGAGGCUGGAAUGGUGGUUUUCUGAUCGGAAGGCAAGGGGCCUGGAGGGACAAGGACAGGGAUGGCUUGAAUAUUUAUAUGGGGUUAUUUUGCUUAAGGGGAAAAACGAGGAAGAAGCCAAAACUUGGCUGAUUAGGAGUGUUCACUUAUACCCUUUUCAUUGGGGAGCUUGGCAAGAAUUAAAUGAUCUCCUUGCCAAUACCGAAGAUGCAAGUACAUCCUAA